Messenger RNA from Didymella exigua CBS 183.55, 753 nucleotides. RefSeq lists its product as uncharacterized. NCBI's taxonomy places the organism in Eukaryota, Fungi, Ascomycota, Dothideomycetes, Pleosporales, Didymellaceae. The coding region runs from base 116 to 592 and encodes 158 amino acids. The transcript has a single exon. The record is from RefSeq and is a predicted model, not a curated record.
AAGUCAAGUUGUGAGAAAUCUGCGUGUGGGAGGAAAGUGAAGGCAGGAAGGUGCCACCCUAGCAACCUCCGAGGAGCAACAGCUUGAACCUUGACACACAUUGAGGAUAACAUCGAUGCUGGCAUCCAUCAAACACAAUCGGCUCCUUCUCUUUCUCGCAAUAGCGACUCUUGCUUAUCGAUGUUGCACAUCCUUGAUGCGCAGAACGAGGGGAACACAGCGACAGCCAACAGCAUCACAAGCAGGACAUACAGCCAUAGUGGAGUGGCAGCACAGACACACUCGGCAGCCCCGUCAACCCAGAUCUUUCCCCCAGACGAUGGCUGCAUGGAUGUCGGUGCAGUUUGGAAAGGACGAAGAGCUGAUGGCUGCAGUUGACACAGCAGAUAUAGACAAAAAAAUCAAACAAAACGAUCUAUCAAUCACUAAAAGGGAGAAGAUCGCAGGGGAGCUAAAGUUGCGAACGCUCGCAGGCAUCGUGACGAUACCGCUAGUGAUUGGAAUCGGCCAACGGUGCGUAGGGACUUCAGCAUGUGCACCAGCUCAAGAUUGCAGCGUCUCUCUAUCAGACUUAGCUCGAUACUUCCAGUAAAGUUGACUGACCCUACCUUGUGGUUUCUCGGAAUGCGUGUUGCUACUGUUAAAGGCUUGGAUGUUAGCACUUCAGAUGCUCACCAUCUUCGAGACGAUGCCAUCACGCAGAACCUCAUCUUCAGGCCAGUCAGAACGAAAAGCAAACUUGAACCAGUAUUU